AUGUCUCAACCUAUCCUUAAAGAAUCUAAAUGCAUUACUUCAUCUAUUUUAACUCAACAGCAGCAAAAUUUCCCUUUUUUACUACCCCAAAACAGAUUGAGAUUCAACACACAAACGGCGGCUACAUUAAUGAGUGGAUUAAUCAAUCCACGUUUAUAUUUUGAAAAUUUGGCAGCCGAAGCAAGGAAUAAAUUUGGCAUUGAAAACAAUUUUAGACUUAAUACCAGCAUAAAUCUUGAUAAUAUGUUACAACGUUCGUUUAGCGUGGCAUCAACACAUCAAAUGUCACCAUUGAAUGAUACAAUUAGAAAUGAACAACAGAAAAUUAAUUCACAAAUGAAUAAUUUCUCAAAGCUGCUAAUUCCUUCUUAUUGUUCAACUACCUUUCCUUCUCCAUCUCAAUUCAUUCCGAUACAAUCUUUUCCUUCAAUCUCUUCAUGGCAAACUUUGUUUAAAAACAACAAUAAUAAUACAAAUAUACUUCAACCAACAUCCAUAACUAAUAGAUCUAAUGAGAAUUCUAUAUCAGCUCAUGAAGAAGGCGAGGGUGUAAUUAAUGAAAGGCCAUAAACCAACGAUUCGUAAAAGAAGACAUAGUGGCACAGUCUCGUCAGAUGCUAACGGUUGGCAAAAGGAUGAAACAAACA
Molecule: messenger RNA, 647 nt
Organism: Meloidogyne enterolobii
Lineage: Eukaryota; Metazoa; Nematoda; Chromadorea; Rhabditida; Meloidogynidae
Source: the annotation of a GenBank genome assembly